Mytilus californianus (California mussel) is the source of this 1904-nucleotide messenger RNA. Its product is annotated as sedoheptulokinase-like. Lineage: Eukaryota; Metazoa; Mollusca; Bivalvia; Mytilida; Mytilidae. Gene Ontology annotation, biological process: carbohydrate metabolic process. The coding region runs from base 366 to 1781 and encodes 471 amino acids. Gene Ontology annotation, molecular function: sedoheptulokinase activity. The record is from RefSeq and is a predicted model, not a curated record. The transcript is spliced from 5 exons. Gene Ontology annotation, cellular component: cytosol.
UUAAAAGGUAAUUUGGAAUUAUUACAUGAUCUUACAUGUUAAAAGUGACUUUGUUUAUAUAGUGUGUCAAAUCACAUUAUUGCCAAAAUAUUCCAAAUGGCUAAAUCAUGAAAAUUAAUAGUAAUUAUAAUACUUUAACAGUGUAUGCAAGGCUCAGGACUUGAGAUGGGCGUAUAGUUAAAAUCGCCCCAAAUACAAUGGGAGAUAAUCGACAUGUUAACUUACAUUUUCUGUAACAUUUGCAAACCAGUGACAAUGUCUAUGUACUGAAUCUCUCUAUGACUAAGUGUAAUUGAUUACCAUUUCAAAGAUUUCAUACAUGUAUAUGAAAUAUAUGGUUAAAGUUCGGACAUUUUGAUGACACUAUGGAUUGUAAAGAAAGUAAACUAUGCCUAGGCAUAGAUCUGGGAACAACCUCAGUGAAGACAUGCUUAAUUGAUGGUGAUAAAAUGGAAGUAUUACACUCCAUAUCAAAACCUAGUCAUGCAGAAAUCCCUAGUGAUAUUGGUAGUAAAGGCUCAGAACAAGAUCCAAUUCUUAUCUUGAAAACUUUAAAACAAUGCUUAGAAACAAUUCCAGCCCCACAAAAGCAGUUGAUCAAUACAAUAUGCAUUACUGGACAAAUGCAUGGUGUUAUGUUGUGGUCAGAACUAGCAGUGAAACCAAAUUUUACAACUCAGUUUGAAAAUGUAGGGGGAGAUAACUGUAGCAAUUUGUAUACAUGGCAAGACCAGAGAUGUUCUUCAGAAUUUUUGUUGUCUCUUCCAAAACCUGACUCUCACCUACCGCUGUCAACAGGAUAUGGAUGUGCCACAAUUUUAUGGUUGAGUAAGCAUCGUCCCGAAAUUUUGUGUCAAUUUGGAAAUAGUGGUACAGUAAUGGAUUUUCUGGUUGCAGGGUUGUGUGGAUUGGAUAAACCAAUUACAUCAGUACAGUUGGCAGCAAGUUGGGGAUAUUUUAACACCAGGGAAAUGUCAUGGAACUUUUCACAGUUGACAGAGUGUGGAUUGCAUAUUGAUUUGUUACCCUAUGUUGUCUGUCCUGGUCAUAAAGCAGGCACUUUACAACAGGAAUGGUGUGGAAUCAAACCAGGUGUAACUGUUCUAGCAGCUCUUGGUGAUGUACAGUGUGCUGUGUAUUCUGUUCUUAAGUCACAACAAGAUGCAGUAAUAAAUAUCAGUACAUCUUGUCAACUUGCUUUUCCUGUUAGAAAUGAGGAGUUACUUCCCUUGAAAGCAGACAGCAUGUGCCCAGUACAGUACUUUCCAUACUUUGAAGACAGUUACUUAGCAAUAGCUGCAAGUUUAAAUGGUGGAAAUGUUUUGGCUAAUUUUGUUUCCAUGCUUCGAGGAUGGAUGAAAUGUUUUGGUUGUAAUAUAGAAGAUGAUAAAGUAUGGGACACUCUGAUGGAUCUUUCUAUCAACAAGCUAAAUUCACAAACUUUGAAAGUCACACCUACACUUUUUGGAGAAAGACAUGAUCCUCAGCUUUCAGCUUCUGUCACUGGUAUCAGUGCUGAAAAUCUUGAUCUUGGAACUUUAUUUAGAUCGGUAUGUUGUGGCCUAUUAGAUAAUGUGUCAAAUAUGAUGCCAGUUUCAUUUUUGGAGAAAAAUGGAAUAAACAAGCUGAUUGGGUCAGGAUCCUUGCUUUCCAGAAAUGAGGUCAUGAGACAGGAAAUAGUAAAGUAUUAUGGGAAGUUAACAGUAGAAUUUGGCAACAGUUGUGACUCUGCAACUGGUGCUGCCAUGUAUUCAGUAAGAAACAGCACAGAACAUAAAUGAUUAAUUAAGUGUGUAAACUGUUUAAACAAUAUUUCAUUGAUUACAUUUUAAAUGAUAUAUUUUGAUGAUUUUUGUUUAUCUAUUUUGUUUAUUCAAGUGCAAUAAACCCAAAAAUAAUCAGUA